This is a messenger RNA of Puccinia graminis f. sp. tritici CRL 75-36-700-3, 840 nucleotides long. RefSeq lists its product as uncharacterized. The coding region runs from base 1 to 840 and encodes 279 amino acids. The record is from RefSeq and is a predicted model, not a curated record. Lineage: Eukaryota; Fungi; Basidiomycota; Pucciniomycetes; Pucciniales; Pucciniaceae. The transcript is spliced from 5 exons.
AUGAGUCAUAGCCGGAUUGAUGAGUCAACCCGCUGCUCGCAAUCGGACCCCAAUCGGACUCGGAUGCUAUACAGCCAAAUUGGGCUUCGCUAUCUGAAUUUGUCCGGGCCCCCGCACUUUCCGGAUCGAUACGAUCCAUGUGCGACUUUUAGACACGCUGUGCGGAUUGAAGUCAUUGCCCAGCAUUCCGGCAACCCCAUCCAGAUCGGCAGACCCCCAGGACAAGCCUCAAAGCAAAGUGGCGGCGACCAUCCUCCCCUCCUCUUGCGAAUGCUGAGAGAUCCAUGGAUCAGAUUCCAAACGGAAACCCUACUAAAUGGUGCCUCACAAGAGAGCGGGCUAUCCGGGUUGAUCGACUCAUUCAGCUCACUCGGAAACGACGACACAAGGCCUCAGCAGAUCCGACCCUAUAAGGUUUUGGUCACAGAAGAGUUGGAACGUAUUCAUGACACAUACUUCGCCUUGUGGUACCAGAUCGUCAAUCCCCCCAACCCACUCGUCAUAUUUAACCAAGUCGAUAUCAGGAGCUCAGUAUUUUUGACUUUUGAUUUGAGUCAUACAUUAGCGACAGACGGCGCUGGGGUGCUCAAAGGAACGUUCGCCAAUGUUUGGAGCCUUGGCUGUGGGCCUCCGUCUCGUUUUCGUCCCAAGGGCAUCGACGCGGGGCCGGAUUGUGAACCAGCCGAACAGUUGAAAAUCUUUAAUCUCCCCUUCGUUUUCCCAGGAGUUAGCAAAAUCUUAUACAUAGAUCAAGCCUCAAGGAACAUUUAUCGUAUCGGUGGGAGCAGCGCACAGAGGGUAGCAUGGAGAAAAUGGAACGAGAAUGAAUGGAGGGAAUGA